AUGAAUCUUUCUUUAAAAGCCAGUACCAUUCGAAAAUGCCCCAGAAAAAGUAUAUUUUCCUCCUGUUCGGUAUUUCCCAUGAAAGUCAUUUUCAGUAAUCAAAAUUUCCAGAGCUUUUCUGCUUUUGGUCGUCCGUAUUCUCUUUUAUGUAAGCCCCUAACUACGAGAAAUGUAGCAUGUCCCUCUAAACAGAAAUGGCAUCAGCCAGUUGAUAUCGGGGAAAGGCCAAGCUUUUUCAUUACCGAUUUAUCAUCAUCUAUUAGCAAGUUGCCAGCACGUCGGUACUUUUCUUCAUCAUCUCACAUAAAAGGACUACCGAACCGCAAAACAAAUUUCUUGUUCCCCUCUCUUAGUGAGCAUCGGUCAGGUUCAGAGGUUGCGAAAACUAUAGCGAUUCUGGUGUGCAUAACAAAUGGUCUUGUCUUUUGGUUAUGGGAUCUCGCAAAAGAUGACGCAAGGACCUUGCACGACUUCAAAAGACUCGAUUGGAUGUUAAGAAAUACACAAUGUUCUUUGCAGAACCUGUACGAUGGAAGGUGGUGGACGUUAAUAACUAGUCUUUUUUCGCACCAGAACUUAACUCAUCUUCUUGUCAAUUGCUUCGCCAUCUAUUCCUUUAUGCCUUUAAUUGUUCACAGAUUUGGUAUUUUACGAUCGUUUUCGGUGUACUUUUUGUCUGGCAUUAUGGGAAAUUUUGUUGUUUUGGAAAGAUUAUUGAGGAAAGAUGAAGUAGCUUCAUCAAAAGGCUCUUUGCAUGUUUGGGAUGUUCUUUUUAAUAAGGAAAGCUUCUCCGAAACGCAAAGCUGGCUAGCAUAUAUUAAAAAUAAGUUCUCGCUGUCAUCAUUUGAGGCUGAAAAAAACAUACAUACAUUGUCUUCAAGUUGGAGAAAAGGAGUACUCGGAGCUUCAGGUUCUGUUUAUGGUAUUAUGGCACUGUUCGCUUGUACUUAUCCGUUGACUCAAUUUCUGUUGUUUUUUAUUAUUCCUGCACAAGCAUCAACUAUCCUACCUUUGGAUUUUCUGGUUGAAUCCCUUCUUCUAACUCAAAAUUAUGACGAAACGACGGGCAUAGCUUUCGAUGCCCAUGUUACAGGAAUGAUCUUGGGUACACUCUCAUCCUUUUUAUUAAUUCCAAAAGUUUGGCGCUCUAGAUUUAUAUAUAGAAAAGGCUUGUAA
This is a messenger RNA of Schizosaccharomyces octosporus yFS286, 1176 nucleotides long. Its product is annotated as rhomboid family protease. The transcript has a single exon. Gene Ontology annotation, molecular function: serine-type endopeptidase activity. Gene Ontology annotation, cellular component: membrane. NCBI's taxonomy places the organism in Eukaryota, Fungi, Ascomycota, Schizosaccharomycetes, Schizosaccharomycetales, Schizosaccharomycetaceae. The coding region runs from base 1 to 1176 and encodes 391 amino acids. The record is from RefSeq and is a predicted model, not a curated record.